AUGGGGAGCCUCCUGGGGACGGGGUGCCUGGGGGUGGCGUCGCGUCCUUGUUUUGACCGGGGGCGGGGGUGGUGGUGCGCGGGGCGGCCGCCUCCUCUCUCAGGCACCGCCGUGAGGGCCGCGGGCCCCGCGCACAGGUGUCGCUGCUGCCCCGGCGUCCCGCCCGCGGCGCGCCGCUUCCUGAGCGCGCCCCGCCCUGCGGCUCAGCCCCGCGACGCCGGCGACGGAGGGCCAGGUGCCGCUGCAGCCCGCCCGCCCGGCCGCCUGCCCGGCCCUCUCCCGCCGCCCGCCACAUGCAGGCCGCCGCCGCCCUCCCGGAGGAGAUCCUUUGGCUCCUGGAAGGUAACGCCCCGCCGGGAGUCUCACGUGCCGAGCCCGGCAGCAGCCGAGACGACAGCGGCUCCCGAGGCCGGCCUUCCCCGUCAGCUCCCUCACCCACCGCCUUCUAGAACCUCGAGGCUGCCGGAGCUUCUCCACCUUCCACUUAGCCUCCAGGCUUCUAAGCAAGUUCAGGCCGCGUUCAUGGUCUCCGGGCCGCCGUGCUGGCCUUCAAGCUGUCCCUUUCUCCUCGGGACGCCCUGCCUCUAUAGGUUUCGCUCUCGUCCCUCUCCCGCCCUGACUCCGUCUGUCCCGCUCACACGAAUAGAAAAGUAUUUGCAGGGUAAAAGCAUCAUCUGGGUGUCUAAGAAGAAGCAACCCAGCCUUUCCCUCUACUGUUGGUUCAAUAAUUUCAAGUGUAAGGAGAGGCUCUGCAUGUCUGGUUUCCAGGAGAGAAGGAACUGUGGCAAAAAGUUUCAUUCUGCCCUUGCAGUUAAAGAUACUGAGGAGUUCCUGGGAGAAGUUUUGCGGAAUGAGAACCUCAGUGCUGGUGCAAGGGACAACAGAGACCAUAUUCUACGGGGCUUGCAGCAAAUCAAAGCUAGGUACUUUUGGAAUUUUCAGCCCCAAGGGGGAGACCAAGCUGAAAAUUACCUUGGACAGGACAGCUCGGAUGAUAAUCACAGUGGAACUCAUGGCCCUUCUCUCGCAUCAGAUGCACCUUUUUUGUCAGAUUAUCAGGAUGAGGGAAUGGAAGACAUCACAAGAGGAGCUCAAGAGCUUGAUAAUAUCAUCAAGCAAGGAUACUUAGAGAAGAAAAGCAAAGAUCAUAGUUUCUUUGGAUCAGAGUGGCAGAAGCGAUGGUGUGUUGUCAGCAGAGGCCUCUUCUGCUACUAUGCUAAUGAGAAAAGCAAGCAGCCCAAAGGGACCUUUCUCAUUAAGGGCUACAGUGUACGGAUGGCCCCCUACCUGCGAAAAGAUGCCAAGAAAGAAUCCUGCUUUGAGCUGACCUCCCAGGAUAGGCGCAGCUAUGAGUUUACAGCUUCUAAUCCAGCUGAGGCCAGAGACUGGGUGGAUCAAAUAAGUUUCUUGUUAAAGGACCUGAGCUCCUUAACCAUUCCAUGUGAAGAGGAGGAGGAAGAGGAGGAAGAAGGGGAGAAAGAGGAAGAGGAAGAGACAUAUGAUGAUAUCGAUGGUUUUGACUCCUCAAAUUCUGGUUCCCAAAGCAGACCCAUUAUCUUGCAUGGGAGUGUGGGGCUCAAAGAGCCCAUGGAGGAGAAAGAAGAAGAUAUUUAUGAAAUCUUACCAGAUGAAGAGCAUGAUCUAGAAGAGGAUGAGAGUGGCACUCAACAAAAAGGAGUGGACUAUGCCAAUUAUUAUCAGGGCCUAUGGGAUUGCCAUGGUGACCAGCCAGACGAACUGUCCUUCCAACGGGGUGACCUCAUCCGCAUUCUGAGCAAGGAAUAUAACAUGUAUGGCUGGUGGGUUGGAGAACUGAACAGCCUCAUUGGGAUUGUUCCAAAGGAGUAUCUCACCACCGCCUUUGAAGUGGAAGAAAGAUGAAGCCCAGGACACAUAUCCUUCUCUCUACCCUGCCUUUAUGAAGAAACUGAUGAUCAAGAGCUCCCACUCCCUUAUCCCAUCCAGCCCACCAACAUCAUGGGCUCUUCCCUGUACAGAAGAGACCCAAGUCUCUGACACCCACCGUGUAGUAACUGUAAACCACCAAUGAGACAAGUGAGAAGAGGCAUCUUCAGCAGACCUGUUACUAAACCUGCCUCCUCAUAGCUGAGCCCAUCUCUAAACAUCUCCACAUACCCACUUCUGCCUUUUCCACAGGCUUGUCACAGAGAAGGUGAGAGAGAGAGAAACCUUUGGAGGAAGAAGUUGCUGGUUGCUUUGGCUGGU
Molecule: messenger RNA, 2226 nt
Organism: Physeter macrocephalus (sperm whale)
Lineage: Eukaryota; Metazoa; Chordata; Mammalia; Artiodactyla; Physeteridae
Gene: SKAP1
Product: src kinase associated phosphoprotein 1
Exons: 15
Coding region: 1-1881 (626 amino acids)
Cellular component (GO): cytoplasm; plasma membrane
Molecular function (GO): protein binding
Source: RefSeq, a predicted model, not a curated record